Messenger RNA from Clonostachys solani, 2175 nucleotides. NCBI's taxonomy places the organism in Eukaryota, Fungi, Ascomycota, Sordariomycetes, Hypocreales, Bionectriaceae. The record is from the annotation of a GenBank genome assembly.
AUGGCAACCAAUGACGCCAAGGGCAAGCAGCUCAACGCUGACGUGGUCGAGCCUUCCACGAACACAAGAAUUACUACCGACUUUGGUACAAAACAAUCCAAUACAGAUGACUGGCUCCGUGUAAAUGAUGGUAAUCAAACUGGGCCGAUGCUGUUGGAGGAUGGCUUUGCCCGCGAAAAGAUUCAUCGAUUUGAUCAUGAAAGAAUCCCGGAACGCGUAGUGCAUGCGCGCGGGGCGGGAGCAUUCGGUACUUUCAAACUCUUUGAAUCGGCUGAUGACGUUUCCCACGCUGGUAUCCUGACCGACACAUCGCGCGAGACUCCUGUUUUUGUGCGGUUUUCAACCGUUCUUGGCAGUCGUGGGUCUGCGGAUACCGUGAGGGACGUGCGAGGUUUCGCUGUCAAAUUUUACACAGAGGAGGGCAACUGGGAUAUUGUUGGAAACAAUAUACCCGUCUUCUUCAUUCAGGAUGCCAUGAAAUUCCCCGACAUCAUCCAUGCAGGGAAACCUGAGCCUCAUAACGAAGUUCCCCAAGCUCAAAGUGCCCACAACAACUUCUGGGAUUUCAUGUACAUGCAUUCCGAGGCCACUCAUAUGUUCAUGUGGGCCAUGUCUGAUCGUACCAUCCCUCGCUCAUACCGCAUGAUGCAAGGAUUCGGUGUCAACACGUUCACUUUGAUAAACGCCAAAGGAGAACGCCACUUUGUCAAGUUCCACUUCACGCCCGAGCUGGGUGUCCAUUCCUUGGUUUGGGAUGAGGCCUUGAAACUGGCCGGCCAGGACCCCGACUUUCAUCGCAAGGACUUGAUGGAAGCCAUUGAAAACGGCGCAUACCCACGUUGGAAGUUUGGCAUCCAGACAAUCCCUGAGUCUGACGAGCAUGAAUUUGAUUUUGACAUUCUUGAUGCGACCAAAGUGUGGCCCGAAGAUCAAGUUCCCAUCCGGUAUAUCGGACAAUUGGAGCUCAACCGCAAUGUCGACGAGUAUUUUACACAGACAGAACAAGUGGCUUUCUGCACUAGUCACAUCGUUCCGGGCAUUGGAUUCUCAGAUGACCCUCUCCUUCAAGGUCGCAAUUUCUCAUAUUUCGAUACCCAAUUGAGCCGGCUAGGGGUGAAUUGGCAAGAACUUCCUAUCAACAAACCAGUAUGUCCAGUUAUGAACUUCAAUCGCGAUGGCGCCAUGCGCCAUACAAUUUCGAGAGGCAAGGUCAACUAUUGGCCCAAUCGCUAUGAGAAUCAGCCCCCAGCAAGCAAGGAAGAGGGUGGCUAUAUCGACUAUCCUCAAAAGGUUGCAGGGAUCAAAGAAAGGUCAAAGAGUGCCAAAUUUUCGGAGCAUACAUCCCAAGCCCAGCUUUUCUUUAACUCUCUCUCUGACGUUGAGCAAGCUCAUGUGAGAUCAGCACUCUCAUUUGAGUUGGACCACUGUGACGAGGCUAUAGUAUAUGAACGACUGACCCAGCGUCUGGCUGACAUCGACCUUGGUCUUGCGCAAGCUGUCGCUCAGAUGGUUGGGGGGCCGAAACCUGAGAAGGCCGGGAAGCCCAAUCAUGGGAGAAAGGCAACUGGGCUGAGCCAGCUGGGUUAUCUUCCAGAAAAUCCGACUAUCGCCUCGCGCCGGGUCGGUAUCAUCAUUGCAGACGGCUACGACUCCGUCGCCUUCAAGGCCUUAUUAACGGGCCUAAAGCUCGCAUCGGCCAUCCCUAUAGUUCUCGGUGUUCGUAGGUCUGCCAUCUUUGCGGAUGGAGAAGAUCGUUCAGAAAACAAAGGAGUCGUUCCUGAGCAUCACCUUGAAGGUCAGAGGAGUACGAUGUUUGACGCUCUUGUGAUCCCAGGGGGGAAAAACUCUAUUCUGACUCUAUCCAAGAGUGGCCGGGCGCUGCACUAUAUCAGGGAGGCCUUUGGCCAUCUCAAGCCUAUUGCCGCCACCGGCGAAGCUGUGGAUCUUGUUGAGAAAGCAAUUCAGCUUCCCCAGAUUCAUUUGUCAUCUAAUAAUGAAGCUCAGGAGAGUUAUGGCGUCGUCACACUACGAAACUGUGAGCCUGAAAGCAUACAAGGUGCUUUUACUAUUGCCAAAAAUGCAAAGGGUUUUGUGGAAAAGUUCUUUUACGCCAUAAGCCAGCAUAGGUCUUGGGACCGAGAGUUAAGUGGGCUGGAUAAAAUGGUGGCUUACUGA